ACACACCUCGACGAUGCAUGUUUCGAUGAAGUAUCCGUUUAUUCUUUAUCUAUCAUCUUUUGUCGAGGGGGAAAAGCUGAUCUUGUUCUUGACGUAAUAUUGAUAACAUAGAUGUACGCGAUCAGUCAUACAGCUGUCUCACGGUCACAUGUUCGUCGCGUUUACCUUCCGCAGAGAUUGAGCAAUAUAGAAGGCAUGGGGGAUUGGAAACCCGUGGUGUGAAACGAAGAUCAAAGAUCGAACAUUAUCAAGGCAUCCUAAGUCCCCUAAACGGGGGUACUGGCUCCGAUACAAAAUCAGUCGUUCGACGACCACCACUGUGUACGUCACAUUGUGAUUGGUUGUCCCUCGUGUUCUUUCCUCUUCCCUCCGUUCUUCCAUGAACAUAACACGGCACAUUAGAGGCAUCGGUAUAAGUACCCCACACAUUUCAUCGUUCUUGAUUCUUGAAUAGUGAUAAUUUCCUCUCACGAUCGCGGUAGGAAUACGGAACUGUCGGUCGACCGGAAUCGACGAAUUGGUUUGAAGGAAGACCGGGAAAAGGCCAGGAUACAUGGUGGCAUUAGAAGCAUAUAGAAGUGUCAUUAAAUCGCAUCAAAACAACUCCUCUUACAGUACCGGAAGUGCGUAUCUCUUGGAACUAAGAGGCAACAGGAAUUUGCCACCAUGAUCGUGGAGGAUAAACAGGAAAUGGAAGGCUUCUGGAUUAUCGGAGCGAUCAACGCGAUCAAGGCGCUUUCGUACGUGUACGACCUGCUGACGUUCCCCGUUUACCUCAUUCUCCAACGACCUUGGGAGAAACGGAAGGCGUCGAGGCGAGUCAAGGCGCGGGCGGUCGCCAAGGAUGAGCACAGCGUCAUCUACAGGAGCGUUGACUCCCCGGGGCCCAUGCACGUUGCCCUCAAGCGUGAAAAGAUCGACACCCUCGUGAAAAUGUUGUCCUGGGUCUCGAAACUCCACGGGGAUAAAAGGUGCCUCGGUACCAGGCAGAUCCUCGCCGACGAGGACGAGCUUCAGCCCAAUGGUAGAAUAUUUAAAAAGUACAGAAUGGGAGAGUACAAAUGGAAAUCCUAUGUAGAUGUGGACAGGCUCACAGUCUCCUUCAGUCGUGGUUUGAGGGAAUUGGGGCUUACGGUACGCAAGAAUAUUGUGAUUUUCGCGGAGACCAGGGCGGAGUGGAUGAUAGCAGCCUAUGGAUGCUUUAGACAGAAUUUAACUGUAGUCACGAUUUAUGCUACUUUGGGCGACGAUGCUAUCGCUCAUGGUAUCAAUGAAACGGAAGUAGACACUGUCAUCACCAGCCAUGAUUUAUUGCCGAAGUUCAAACGGCUCCUGGAAAAGGUGCCCGUCGUUAAAACGGUGAUUUAUAUGGAGGAUCAGCUGAAACCUACGGACACAACUGGUUACAAGGAUGGCGUGAGACUUAUACCAUACUCUGACGUAAUUAAAAAAGGCAAUACAUCAACAGCAUCCAUGGAAUUACCACAAACAGAAGACACAGCGAUUAUAAUGUACACGUCUGGUUCCACUGGAGUGCCGAAAGGUGUUCUCCUGUCUCACUCGAAUAUAAUUUACACACUUCAGGCUUUCUGCGAUGCCGUGGAAAUAAGAUCAGAUGACGUCUUUCUUGGAUUUUUACCUUUAGCCCACGUUUUCGAACUUCUCGCUGAAAGCGUAUGUCUUCUAACUGGUGUGCCUAUUGGAUACAGUUCGCCCCUUACUAUGAUCGAUUCCAGUAGCAAAAUUCAAAGGGGAUCCAAGGGCGACGCGUCUGUUUUACACCCCACCUGUUUAACUUCCGUUCCACUUAUCCUCGACCGUAUCUCGAAAGGAAUAAACGAGAAAGUAAAGAAAUCGGGUCUGUUUAGACAAGCGAUCUUCAACUUUGCCUACGAGUACAAAUUGAAAUGGACAAAACGUGGUUACGAAACGCCACUUUUUGACAAAUUUAUCUUUGGAGCUGCGAGGCAAGUUCUCGGUGGACGAGUCAGACUUAUACUCUGCGGUGGUGCACCUUUGUCCCCGGACACCCAUACCCAAGUCAAAAUUUGUCUUUGCGUUACCGUCACGCAGGGAUACGGUCUCACGGAAACAACCUCGUGUGCUACUGUUAUGGAUGCACACGACAGAAGUACGGGAAGGGUAGGAGCCCCAACGACAGUUUGCGACAUUCGUCUGGAAAAUUGGGAAGAGGCGGGUUACAGGGUGACAGAUAAACCUUAUCCUAGAGGUGAGAUCCUUAUUGGAGGGAAAAAUGUUUCCGCUGGUUAUUACAAAUUACCAGAGAAGACGAAGGAAGACUUCUUCGAGGAAGACGGAAGGCAAUGGUUCAGAACGGGUGACAUUGGAGAAUGCCACGAAGACGGGUGCAUAAAGAUUAUCGACCGAAAGAAAGAUCUAGUGAAGCUGCAACUUGGUGAGUACGUGUCCCUGGGGAAAGUGGAGGCGGAAUUGAAGACGUCUCCGGUCGUGGAGAAUAUUUGUGUCUACGGAGAUGCGCAUAAGACCCACACGGUAGCAUUAGUGGUACCUAAUCAUUAUUACCUUGAAGAGAUUGCCAAGAACCACGGUAUUACUAACAAAACUUUCGAGGAAUUGUGCGAAGACCCACAAGUAGAGAAAGCUAUAUUGCAAGAGCUGAUCGAACAAGCCAAAAAAUGCAAACUCCAGAGAUUCGAGAUUCCUGGCGCUGUGAAGCUGUGCUCGGAACAAUGGUCCCCGGAUACAGGACUAGUGACAGCCGCGUUCAAGCUUAAGAGGAAAGCGGUGCAAGAACGAUAUCAACACGAAAUUAACAGAAUGUACGCUUCGUGAUGUCGCGCGAAGUCUUGUAAGAAGUGUAACGGAUGAAGUGACUUGAAAUUUAAACUUCCACGUCCGACACAAUGGUACCUUUACGUGUGAGUUGUGGGCCGAGGUCGUAACGCCGUCUAUGGAACGCUCCUCAAACUUUGGAACAUCGUGCAUUUGAUCAGUUUUCCUUUUGUGAUCUGCGAAGAAGGCGUCGACCUCCAAUAGCAGGUCUGCUCGAAUGCGCGAAACGCAAUAUAAAUGCAACAUAUAUUAAAAAUUAAAAAUGACUGUC
Messenger RNA from Hylaeus anthracinus, 3085 nucleotides. It is a transcript of the gene Acsl, whose product is annotated as fatty acid CoA ligase Acsl3. Gene Ontology annotation, biological process: long-chain fatty-acyl-CoA metabolic process; neuron differentiation; long-chain fatty acid metabolic process. The record is from RefSeq and is a predicted model, not a curated record. Gene Ontology annotation, cellular component: endoplasmic reticulum; lipid droplet; plasma membrane. The transcript is spliced from 9 exons. Lineage: Eukaryota; Metazoa; Arthropoda; Insecta; Hymenoptera; Colletidae. Bases 667 to 2814 code for a protein of 715 amino acids. Gene Ontology annotation, molecular function: palmitoyl-CoA ligase activity.